Molecule: messenger RNA, 2269 nt
Organism: Callorhinus ursinus (northern fur seal)
Lineage: Eukaryota; Metazoa; Chordata; Mammalia; Carnivora; Otariidae
Gene: ZNF584
Product: zinc finger protein 584
Biological process (GO): regulation of transcription by RNA polymerase II
Molecular function (GO): DNA-binding transcription factor activity; RNA polymerase II cis-regulatory region sequence-specific DNA binding
Source: RefSeq, a predicted model, not a curated record
GAGGCAGCUGAGGCGGCCGGACUUCCGGCGUUGCCCUCGAGGUGCUCCUUCUGCCGCGGGGGUUCGGGACGGCUAUCUCCAGAGCUGCGCGGCGGGCCGGUUUCCUUUAGAGGCCGCUCGGCGGAGGACUGGGGCGGGACCCCCGUCGCGCUGUGCACGCGCUGUGACUCCCGGGGCCGACCCCUCUUCCUGAGACGCGGCGUUGCCCCCGGCGGGACGGGCGCCGGAGGGUGUGGGCCUCCCACAGGGGCUUCCUGGUCCUUGGGCACAUUUUCGCCCUAGCUUCGAAGGUUCCACGGCCGGCCGGAGGUUCCUGCGCCCAAAGCGGGGUGGCAGCUACGGAGUUCAGCCGAAGAGGCCGAAAUUCGGCGCCUGCCGCGGCCAUGCUCCGCCCACAGCUUCCUUUGGCCGGGGAGGCGCCGGGCUUGGUGACCUUUGAGGAUGUGGCUGUGUAUUUCUCCCGGGAGGAGUGGGGGCUCCUUAAUCUGACCCAGAGGAGCCUGUACCGUGAUGUGAUGCUAGAGAACUUUGCACUUAUUGGCUCGCUGGGAUUUGCACCUUCAAGGUCCCAUGUGGUUGCCCAGCUGGAGAGUGAAGAAGACCUCUGGAUGCCCAACAUGGUGGACUUGACACUGGGCAGCAGAGCAGAGGCCAGGAGGGGUCCUGGUCCUGGUUGUCCAUGUAGACUGGAGGAUGAGGAAGCCUCUCCAGAGCAGAUCAAGAGCUACAAAGUCUACCUAUCAGAGAAGCCCCUUCUGUGUGGGGAGUCUGGAAAGGACGUCCCUACCACCUUAGGCCUCCUCCAGCACCAGGCCACCCACAGCAAGGAGAAGCUACACAAGAGCACCAAGCCUGGGGAGGCCUUCCAACCCAGCUCCAAUUGCCAGCAGCAGCAGGGCCUCCACACCACACAGAAGGCCUUCAAGUGCAGUGACUGUGGGAAAGCCUUCCUGAAGGCUUUUGCACUCCUCGACCAUCUGAUAACUCACCCCAAAGAGAGACCCUUUAGAUGCCUGAAAGGUGGAAAUGCCCCCAAGGACAAAUCCACCCAUGUUAAUUACCAAAAAAUUCACACUGGAGAAACAUCCCAUGUGUGUAAUGAGUGUGGAAAGGUCUUCAGUUAUCCAUCUAAACUGAGGAAGCACCAGAAGGUUCACACAGGCAUAAAACCUUUCAAGUGUGAUGAGUGUGGCAAAACCUUCAACCGUAAAGAUGCACUUGUUCUGCACCAGAGAAUUCACACUGGAGAAAGGCCUUAUGAGUGCAGUGAAUGUGGGAAAGCCUUCAGUGUUCUGUCUACUCUCAUUCGGCACCGGAAAGUUCACAUUGGAGAAAGGCCCUAUGAGUGCAGGGAAUGUGGGAAGUUCUUUAAAUACAACCAUAGCUUCAUUCUUCACCAGAGAGUUCACACUGGAGAAAGGCCUUAUGAGUGCAAGCAAUGUGGGAAAACUUAUGUGACCCGCUCUGGCCUGUAUCAGCACUGGAAAGUUCACACUGGAGAACGGCCCUAUGAGUGCAGCCUGUGUGGGAAGACCUUUACCACCAGGUCCUACCGCAAUCGGCACCAGCAGUUCCACACUGAAGAGAGAUCCUAUGAAUGUACAGAAUGUGGGAAAGCCUUCAAACACAGUUCUACCCUCCUUCAGCACAAGAAAGUCCACACUGGAGAAAGGCCAUAAGAAGACGGGAUGUUGGAAAGCCUGUAGCCAGGGCUGGGCACCUUGUUCAACAUGAAAGCCCUCACUCCAGAAAGGAGAUUGAGGAGCGUAGCCAUUUGAGAGCUAAACCUAGCAUACCCCAAUAUGUGCCCUGGGGCGGCAGGCGUGUAGGAAGCUUUCAGGAGCUAGGUUGCACUCCAACCUGCCGAGGUUGUUGGCAGUGUUAAGUCACUGCUGGUUUCUGUGAUAGAAGCCAUCCUACUUCCUCCACCUGGCAGGUGCUCAAGAUGUGCAUCAUUCAUCUCAACGUGCUCUGGAACAGCAGACCUCCUUAGUCCCCACUCUGUACAGGAAAGAAUUAUGAGUGGUAAACCCAGAAUGGGCCUCAUUCCCCCCCUCCAACUGGUUUAGGUAUGUCUGUGACCAGGCUCUGGUCAAGAGUAGCUGAGCUGUGUCUACCGGGGGCUUCUAGAGAAAGUUAAUCAUUUCCAUGGACACGGUUGACACUACACAUGGUACCUGUUAUGGAUUUACCCACCCCUGGAACUGACUGUCUCACACGUCCCUGGAAUGUAUGGUAAUAAAAGCUUUAUUGUUUAAGCCACUUUUAA